CGCGGCUGUAUAAGGCUCCUAGGAAGCCUUGCAUUCCCGAAUCUCAUCUUUUUGUGCAUUCUUGGCUCACCACCACAUCCAUUUCUUCGUGCGUUCUUGGCACAAUAUCUCAUUUCUCUUCGUGCUCUCUUGGCUCAAACACCACAGUCUUGGUUGAGAGACAGACACCAUGAGCCGGGUCUGCCAGACCGAUGGCUCCUUCGGGCCAGGCAUUGGCUCCUGCAGAGGCGGCUUCGACUUCACCCUGACCUUUGAGGACUCCAUAUUGAGUCUACUCCCCCAAGUCGCGUUUCUCCUGCUGGCUCCCUUGCGCUUCAAUACUCUCCGCCGGCGGAAAAACAGAGUCGCCAAGAACUCCCAUCUCGGGUUCCUCAAAAUCGUUACCUCCAUUCUCUAUACCGCCUCUUCCAUCAUCCUCUUGGUACUAUGGAGCGAGAUCGAGAGUUACAAGACUAAAAUGUCCAUUGCCGCGAACUCAUUCCAAUUCCUGUCCUCGUUGGCAAUCGUUACACUAUCCCACCUCGAACAUACGAGGGCCGUCAGACCGAGUCAUCUGCUCCAGUUUUUCUUGCUAGUCUUGCUUAUAUGCGAUGCAGUGCGGUUACGCACUCUGUUUCUGAUGGAAUAUCCGACUAGCUUGGUGACAUCAGCGUCGAUCCAUACCUUUCUAACCGGCCUCCUGUUACUCCUUGAGUCUCUCGACAAAAGGGAGUUGUUCUACUCGGAUCGAGACAAGGCUCUCCCGCCUGAGGAAACCAUCGGGCUGUUUGGCCAGAGACUCUUCUGGUUCCUCAACGGCCUGUUUCUAGAUGGAUAUCGUAAGGUUCUGAAGCCUAGCGACCUUUUUGAUGUUGACCAAGAUCUUGCUUCCGAGGAGAUUCGAGUUUUAUUCAGCCAAGCAUGGAGCAAGCAAGACAAAACGCGGAAAGCCCCUCUUUCGCGUGUCAUUUUCCAUGUCCUGUGGUUUGACCUCGUUCUUCCGAUGAUUCCACGACUCCUUCAAAUCGGCACUACUCUGUCCCAGCCAUAUCUCAUCUCCGCAAUGAUCAAAUUCAUUCAAUCUGGGCCACCAGAGAGUAAGAAUGAUGGCUAUGGAUUGAUUGCAGCUUUUGCUCUCAACUACGCUUUCCUAGCAGUCUUCACCUCCUGGCAUACUCAAAGCGUUGCUCGGUUUGCUGUCAAAUUACGCGGCUGCCUCAUAUCCCUCAUAUACGAGAGGACUCUCGACCUUGACUCUAAGGAGGUCAACCUAGGCUCUGCAACCGUGCUGAUGAACGUAGAUGUAGAAAAAGUCCUAGCUGCGGUCAGAUUCAUGCACGAGUUCUGGGCCCAGACAAUUAGUUGCGGUGUUGCACUCUACAUCCUGUACACUCGUCUCGGUGCCCCUUUUGUGUCCCCUCUUGUCACGAUUUUGAUUGCAACUGCUAUAUCUUCCUGGGUCGGAAAAAGAAUGAAGGCCCGAAGUAGCGACUGGGUUGCUGCCACUGAAAGACGCGUAACCUCGAUCGCCUACGCCACUGGUGCCAUCAAAGGUAUUAGGAUGCUCGGACUCUCGGACACGGUGCUGAAAUCCUUGACUGCGCUCCGAGAAGCUGAGGUUGAGAGACACAGAUCUGUGCGAAAGUUGUCGGUCUGGGUCACCGUCAUCUCUAACGUUAUGUUUCAAUUGACAACACUGUCGACCUACGUUACCUUUGCAGUCGUUUCCUUAUUUGGCGGGCGCAGUCUGGAUGUUCAACUACUCUUUGGGUCUUUAUCAGCUUUGAAGUUGGUGACCACUCCAUUGACGGGCAUGUUGCAGAUUAUCACGAGCUUCCAAGGUGGCGUUGCGUCCCUGGAGCGAAUUCAAACAUAUUUGAAGAGCGACGUGCUUGAAAAGCCUACGUAUACUUAUCGUGUCAAGAACGCGACCAGGAUUGAAUUGCAACCAAUUCAAGGCAAGCGGUCCCAUACAUCCAGUUCAUCGGAGGCCCUUAGGAUCACGCACGGCGUUUUUGAGAUCGAGCAGAAUAAGCCGAUCCUGUCCGACAUCAACCUUACUAUUCCAGUAAGCUCCUUUACAAUGAUUAUUGGAAAAGUCGCAUCGGGCAAGUCCGUUCUUCUCCGCUCUAUGCUCGGGGAGACAACCGUGGUUGAGGGAUCCGUCGCGAAGUCUUUCUCUGGCGGCAUGGCUUUCUGCGAUCAGUCCACUUGGCUAAGGAACAUUACCCUGCGGGAAAACAUCAUUGGGGAAGACACAGUUGACAAUGCCUGGUACUCCUCCGUGACGUGGGCUUGUGGAUUGCAAAAAGAUUUCACAGAGCUGAAAAUGGGCGACUUAACGAGAAUUGGAUCAAAAGGAGGAUCACUCUCGGGCGGCCAAAGAAACCGAAUAUCUCUGGCGCGGGCCUUGUAUGCGAGAAAACCAACCAUUAUCAUCGACGACAUCCUGUCCGGCCUUGACAAUACGACCGAGAGACUCGUUUUUAAUCGUGUGUUCGGCCCAAAGGGUCUUUUAAGAAAGUCGCGCACUACAGUUGUACUGGCAACACAUUCGACGCAUUUUGCACAACAGGCUGACAAGAUCGUCGUCAUGUCCGCUGGUCGAAUUGUCGAUCAAGGGAUCUACGCGGAAUUAGCAUCACGCAAAAUUCCAUUUCACGCCUUUGAUGCCGUUUCUGAUAUAGGUAGUGGCUCAUCCGAAGAGGUGAAGACAGUCGAAGAAGAUGAAAAGGUCCUUGCAACGGUAGAUGCCACUAGCUUACCUGACGAAGGCCAGGAAGACAGCACAGACAGGCGUUCUGGUGAUAUGCGGAGUAUGCUAUUCUUCCUAUCUGCAGUUGGCAAAGUUCAAGUCAGCAUAUACUUUGCUCUCUUAGCAUGCGAGACCGUAUCUACGACAAUGCAGAACAUCUACCUCAAGAUCUGGGCUGAGUCUGAUACUUCCACGCGAAGCUCGAUGGUCCGGCAUCUAUACACCUUCAUUGGCGUAACAAUUCUCAAUAUUGGGGUCAUUGGAAUUUGGUUAACCCACUUUACUCUCUGGUUCACACCACAGAUGAGUCUCGUCUUGCAUAGCAGACAGCUUUACGCUCUCAUGAUGGCGAAAUUCUCAAUUCUAGUAUCGACUGAUACGGGAAAUGUGACGAAUAGGUUCAGCCAGGAUAUAGUCCUGGUGGACAACCAGCUGCAAGGCUCCUGGAUUAACGCCACCAGCUGCGCUUUUCUAAUUCUCUCAAACGUAAUUAUUUUGUGUUUGGCUACGCCACAGGUCGCAGCCUGUAUUCCAUUCCUCUGCGCCGCUUCAUACUUGAUCCAGCGAGUCUACUUGCGCACUUCGCGUCAAAUCAGACUUAUGGACUUGGAAGCUAAGGCCCCUCUCUGUACUCACUUCUUGGAGACGCUUGCAGGCAUCGUCACAAUCCGCUCGUUUGGUUGGCCUGACGACUACCGGCGUAAGAACAAGGUCCAUCUUGAUCAAUCGCAAAUACCCUUCUACUUGUUAUUCGCGAUUCAAAAUUGGCUAAAUCUUGUUUUGGAGCUUAUGGUAGCUGGACUUAUCACUAUCCUUGUUGGUCUUGGUGUAUCGCUCCGAAGCAAGGUUGAUGCCGGCUAUCUUGGUCUAGCUUUGAUUGGAACUAUGGAUCUUGGCUUUUUCAUCCGCCUGCUGGUAAUAAGUUGGACAGAUCUCGAAACGUCAUUAAGCGCCGUUGCACGAAUACGUCAUUUUUCAAAGACUCCUUCCGAACACCAGGAUCGAGUCACAUCAGAUCCUCCCACAGGAUGGCCUCUCACGGGAUCUGUUCAAUUCAAGAGCCUCGUUGCAAGCUACACCGAAGAAGGAAAGUCUGUUCUACAUGGUGUAGAUUUGGACAUCAAGGCUGGGGAGAAGAUUGGACUCUGCGGGCGCACUGGUAGCGGCAAAUCCAGUCUCGUCGCAACGCUAUUUGGUCUCCUGCACCAUCAAUCCGGAAGUCUCCUCAUUGACGGUGUCUCUACAGAUAGUGUAGCUCUAGAUGUACUUCGCUCGAAAGUCACAGCACUACCGCAAGAACCAUUCUUCCUCCGGGGGAAUGUCAGGCAUAAUCUAGACCCCUGGCAGCACUCGGCGCAAAGACUUCCGGUAUCAGACCAAGAGAUGAAGCUCGCUUUAAAGCGAGUCGAGCUGUGGGACAAACUCAGCAACGCGGCGGAGCCAGGCCAAACUGCCCUAGACGUUUCGCUGGAUCACGUUGAUUCGUUACUGAGCCAAGGCGAGCGCCAGCUGUUUUGCCUCGCGAGGGCUAUUUUGAUGGUUGGAAAGAUUGUGGUAUUGGAUGAAGCAACGAGCAGUGUCGACGCAGCCACAGAUCGCCUUAUGCAGGAAAUUCUCCGCUCUGCGUUUGCUGACCGCACGAUUAUCGCUAUCGCCCAUCGUCUCGAUACUAUUCUGGAUUUCGACCGCGUCGUGGUGAUGGAUUCGGGGAGGAUUGCGGAGAUCGGAGCGCCAAGCAAACUACUGAAGACGGAGGGGAGUCUCUUCAAAGCUCUAGUAGAGAGCCAGGGGAAGCAUUGAACGUAGAGGAGGCUUCAAUGAGAUGGAGAUAGCCUCUUGUUUCUUGGUGACUUCUUCACUCAACGAUUUUGUAGGGAGUGGUCUUUGACAUAGAUUCUUUUCGUCUAAUGAAUCAAUCCGGCUUUAUCGAGUG
This is a messenger RNA of Mytilinidion resinicola, 4667 nucleotides long. Its product is annotated as P-loop containing nucleoside triphosphate hydrolase protein. Gene Ontology annotation, cellular component: membrane. Bases 170 to 4534 code for a protein of 1454 amino acids. The transcript is spliced from 5 exons. NCBI's taxonomy places the organism in Eukaryota, Fungi, Ascomycota, Dothideomycetes, Mytilinidiales, Mytilinidiaceae. The record is from RefSeq and is a predicted model, not a curated record. Gene Ontology annotation, molecular function: ATP hydrolysis activity; ATP binding; ABC-type transporter activity. Gene Ontology annotation, biological process: transmembrane transport.